GGUCGGGCUCUGCAACAUAUUGAAGCUUCACAGAUCAGAAGGCUGAAGCUUAAUGAGCAGAUCGCGCCUCAUGGAACUCGGGCCUGGUGCACCAUGGGAUCGCUCCGAUGUGAAAUGUUUGAAUUUGGAUCGAAACAGGAGAGAGACGCCAUGGAGCCGCUCCGAUUGGAAACAGAACAGAUGGAACUGGUCGGCGUCACUCAUGUCGGAGAUGCCAUCACGUUCUGGGGGCAGAAUGUGGACGAUGAGGACGCGGUGGACGCGAUUGUGAGGGCGCUGUGUGAGAAGUGCGAGACCGCGCCCAAGGUGCAGGGACAGCCCUCUACUCAGAAGAUCUAUGCGGCACGUUACUCUGAGGACCAGUUCUGGUACCGCUGCAGAGUGCAACAGCAGACACAGGACAAGUUCCAGGUGUUCUACGUGGACUACGGGAACAGUGAGGUGGUGGAGCGCUCGGUUCUGGUGGAGCUUCCGGAAGAGCUGCAGUCGGCGCCGCUAGCCAAGAAGUACCGGUUCUGGGGGUUCCACAUCCCCAACGAGCAGGACGCCGCACGCCAAGAGCAGGGCAAGAGCUUCCUGCUGCACCUGAUUAACGGGAAGCGCCUGCGCGUGCGUAAGAAGUCGGUGUGCUUCGACGGCACCAUCCUGGUGCAGGCGUAUCAAGGCCAGCUCAACGUGGGAGACGAGGUGCUGAAGAUGCAGUUCGCCCGCUGCAGCGCUCCGCCCGGUUGCCGUGGCGACGGGCCGCUCUCCCCCCCGCGCCCCCUCCCGUCCCAUGAUGCACUCUGGCCCCUCGUGCCCCUCGACCGCGCCGGGCAGGGCGACGCUGACACCUGCCUCCCCCGCCUCCGACCCACCCUCACCGAGCAGGCCCCGCAGGUGUGCAGGGAGAAGAGCACAUUAACCAGUCUGCUACCUGCCAACUCUCUGAAGAAACAGGUUGAGAUGGAGCUGCUGGAGGAGAGUGAGCAGCUAAGGGAGGAGUUACAGCGGCUACAGAAGGAGGUUCUGUGUGCAGCAGAGGAGAAAAAAGAAUUACAGGAGGAGAAGAGCUUUCUACAGCAGAGAGUUCAACACCUAGAGCAGCAGAUUCAGCAGGGGAUGGCACACACUGAGCGCGUGCAGACACGUGAAACCCAGACUGAGCGCGUGCAGACGGCCGGGGUGCAGAUGCAGACUGAGCGCGUGCAGACGGCCGGGGUGCAGAUGCAGACUGAGCGUGUGCAGACAGCGGAGGUGCAGUCGAGUGAGGCGCAGACUGAGCGUGUGCAAACGCCCCUCAUGGAGCAGCUCUCCUGCCUGGCCAACAAGGUGGAGUCAGUUCGGAGACUAAGAGCCAGCAACUCUAGCAGCACGGUGGUAGACACACUCCUGGAAGCUGUGGAUGUCGUCGUUGGCAACCACAUCUCUGCUCCUGCUGUCAUGGCAACACUGGAGGUGGCGUGGACGGAGUUUGAGCAUGCUCAGGAGAAGCUGAAGUUCUGCAGCCAGAGAGAAGAGCUGGGGGCUCUUGUGGCGUUUCGGGACCGUCUGCGUGAGGAGCUCUCAAUCGCCGUGGAGACCUUCCUGCAGGAGACCAACACCUUGCCCAUCACUGAGCGCACACACACUCUGGAGGAGCUGCUGGAGCGUGUGCGUGGUGUGUGUGCGGUGGGUGCAGUGGCGGGCGUUAUCCAGCAGGGGGCGUUUGAGGCGCUGCGGCGCCGCAGGAGUCUGAGCAGGAAGCAGAGCGGAGUCCGUUACCACGCCGACCACGCCCUCAACAACCUGCACACCUACCUCAACAACAGCCUGGGACAGCUGCUGUGUGUGUCGGGGCAGGGCCCUGUGUGUGUAUCAGAUGUGUGUGAGGGGGCGGAUAUGAUGCUUCUGCUGGCUGAUUCGGCUCUAGCUCAGGAGCUGGAGGAGUCAACAUCUGUACAGAGCUGUGUGGACUCCCAGCUGAUCUCCAACACUCAGCACGGCCUGCUGCAGCUCAUUCAGAAGGAACUGGAUCUGCUCCGAGUCAUCUCAGACAAACACACACUCUGCUCUCAGCUGAAGCAGCAGGCAGUGCAGUGGCAGGCUGGGCCUCCUUCUCUUGCGGAGCUGCUGUCCAUUAAGAAGCAGAUCAGGAGCCUCAACACACAGCUGCGCUGGAGACUCAUGGAGGCUAGCGUGCUGGAGGAGGCAGAGGAGCCAGACCUGAUGGAGGUUCUGAAGAAGAAGGAGGAGAUCACUGGAACCAGGAAGGCCCUGUUCAAGUCCAUCAGUGCAGAGCAGAGAGAAUAUGAGAAGCUUGUUGCUAUGACGAAGACCAGUUUCCCUGAACUUCCUCUUCUCCACCCAGACGCAGACAUCCUCACCUACAUGAGGUCAGGUGGUGUGUUGCUCAAGUCUCUGGACAGGGACAUGCUGGAUACGGAGCCGUUGAGGGAGCUCAGUGGGAGGAGGCCGCUGCUCUGCUCAGAGUUCCUGGGACAGAGAGUCAUCCUGAAGGGCUACUGUGUGGAGGCGGAUGGUGAGGAGAAGGUUCUUGCCAGGGCAACGCUGUUCGGUCAGACGCAGAAGAACUGCCCCCACCUCCUCCCCCUACUGGGACUCUUCUACGGGAAGAAUGAUCCCUUGGCCUAUGUGAUGGUCCCGUAUCUCCCCAACAGCAGUUUGAGGAUGGUGCAGAAGAGGAGUCCUCUCACCAGCUCUGAGGUCGUCAUGGUGAUGAGGGGCGUGGCUCUCGGUCUUGGGGCGCUGCAUUCCGCUGGCAUUACCCAUGGUGCACUGCACCCUGCCAACGUCUUCGUCACCAAUCGAGAGCAGGGCAUUGUGGGAGAUUACGACCUCACAAAGACAGCCGAACAGAGGGCGGUGGAUGCAGUGAUGAAAGCUGGAAAGAUCAGCCUGGUCUCCCCAGAACAGCGACAGGGAACACACACACACUCCACUACUGCCAGCGACAUGUACGCCUACGGAGGACUACUGCUCUGGCUGAAUCAUCCGGACUUUGAUGGAACCGUGAACCCAGACUCUCACACACCGGACAUGAGUGCAUUAAAGCUGGAGUCCCGCCUCCACUCUCUCCUGUCAAAGCUCCUGAUUGGCUGUGAUCGUCUUUUGGCUGCUGAUGUCGUGGCGGAGCAGUACUUCCUGACCAAUCAGAGCCCAGCCCUGGCAUGAGCGUCAGCUGUUUGGUUUUGUUGUUGUUGUUUUGUUUUUACUGUUUAUGUUUACUAACCAACGUCUGCUUUUAUUUGUUUACUAGCAAACGUCUGCUUUUAUUUGUUUACUGAUGGACGUUUGUGUUGAAGCCGCCUUGCGUUGUGCGUAGCCGCCAGAGUUGUGUGUUGUUUUUGCAGUUGGUCAUGAGGUGUUGACGGAGAGGUGUGUGUAGGUGUGUGUGUGUGUGUUGUACCUGCCAGAGAGAAAUAAACUUCUUCAGAGGAGUCCGCUCACACAU
Molecule: messenger RNA, 3433 nt
Organism: Sardina pilchardus (European sardine)
Lineage: Eukaryota; Metazoa; Chordata; Actinopteri; Clupeiformes; Clupeidae
Product: serine/threonine-protein kinase 31-like
Exons: 26
Coding region: 94-3153 (1019 amino acids)
Biological process (GO): protein phosphorylation; mRNA catabolic process
Cellular component (GO): cytosol; nucleus
Molecular function (GO): protein kinase activity; nuclease activity; ATP binding
Source: RefSeq, a predicted model, not a curated record